CUAAAAGUAGAGAAAACCAGCCGGGGUCUGGUGUUUUUGAUGCGACACUAAACCAACGCGCCGGUGAGCCUCCAAAGACAACAGGUCUUGCGCAACGCCGGCAUGACCGCAGUGGACUUUGACCCGGACUUGCGGACUGUGCGGGUUUUCCGGCGUUCCCGGCCUCAGUACGUGUUCCGACAUGCAGAGGAGACUCCUGCUGGUGUCCAACUCCACCCUGCACGGCAGCGGCUACCUGGACCACUGUCAGCAGCACAUCUCACGGUUCUUCGGGACAAAUGUGAAGAGGGUCCUGUUUGUUCCAUACGCGCUCCAUGACAGAGACGCGUACACCAGAACAGCCAGGGACAAGCUGAAAACCCUGGGUUACGAGGUGGACAGCAUCCAUGAGGCCUCGGACCCCGUCGAUGCCGUCAGGAAGGCUGAGGCCAUUUUUAUAGGAGGAGGAAACACUUUCCGCCUGCUGAAGAGUCUCUAUGACAACCAGGUGGUGACGGAGAUCAGGACGAGGGUCCUCCAGGACGGUGUCCCCUACCUGGGCUCCAGUGCCGGCACCAACGUGGCCACCGUCAGCAUCAACACCACCAAUGACAUGCCCAUCGUCUGCCCUCCGUCCUUCGCCGCCAUUGGUCUCGUCCCCUUCAACAUCAACCCACACUACCUGGACCCCGACCCCCACAGCCGCCACAUGGGUGAGACCAGAGAGCAGAGGAUCAGCCAGUACCAUGAAGAACCUGACACUCCAUGUGUCCUGGGUCUGCGGGAGGGGUCCAUGCUGCUGGUGGAGGGACACAAAGCCACUCUGCUGGGAACCACCAAGGCCAGACUCUUCACCAGGGAGAAGCCUUCGGUAGCGACCUGA
Monopterus albus (swamp eel) is the source of this 862-nucleotide messenger RNA. Its product is annotated as alpha-aspartyl dipeptidase. Bases 182 to 862 code for a protein of 226 amino acids. The record is from RefSeq and is a predicted model, not a curated record. Gene Ontology annotation, biological process: proteolysis. The transcript is spliced from 8 exons. Gene Ontology annotation, molecular function: serine-type peptidase activity. NCBI's taxonomy places the organism in Eukaryota, Metazoa, Chordata, Actinopteri, Synbranchiformes, Synbranchidae.